Drosophila bipectinata is the source of this 6578-nucleotide messenger RNA. RefSeq lists its product as uncharacterized. NCBI's taxonomy places the organism in Eukaryota, Metazoa, Arthropoda, Insecta, Diptera, Drosophilidae. Gene Ontology annotation, cellular component: cytoskeleton. The record is from RefSeq and is a predicted model, not a curated record.
CUUCUUCAAAUGUCCGACGAAGUGCCUUUAAAUCGCCUAUCGCAAAUCUUCGAUACACUUACCAAUCUCCAACAACAACAACAACAACAACAACAACCACAUCAAGUGGCAGGAACGGAAGAGCAACGUCGAAGAUCUGCCUCAUCAUCGCCAUCGCCAUCGGCCAGUGCCUCUGCCUCGACCUCGGGUCGGGCCACGCCUUCAUUGGGCGUGGCCGGGCCACUCAGUUCGCUGCAGUAUUAUGGCCACGCCCCCCACUAUUUUCAACGUGGCCCGGAUGGCCCCAAUAGCGGUUACCUGCACACGUUUCCAUCGCACCUGUAUCACCCACAGAUGUUGCAACACCAUCAGCACUUGCAACACUUGCAACAUCAGACCCAUCAGCCGCCCUCACUGCCCGCACAAUUGGGCGGUGGUGUUGUCGGUUGCGGCAGUGGGCGUGGCAUUCUUAGCGGAUCACAGUCCCUGCAAGGAUCACCGCUGUUGGCCAAGCGAGCCACCUCGUUUAGCGGCCAAAUAACCUUGGCCCAAGGUCGUUCGAAUCCAACAUUUGGCGGCGCCACCGUUUCCACACCCAACAGUCCCCGAUUGUUGCCACGCCGGGUGCCCCGGCCACCGCCCAUACCGGCCAAGCCCGCCCAGUCGAAGGUGAAGGUCGAUAAGUCGAUGCCCCAGCCGUUGCAGCCAGCGACGCCACCACAGCCCGCCACUGUAGUGGCAACUACGAAUCCCGUGCUGGCCGCCCUGGAUGCACCCGAUGCUCCGUGGCCGCACUUUUCGACGCUCACCGAACACCUGGACGUCCGGCAGGUGAACAACUAUGGACAGGCACUGCCAGAGAUUAAUUGGCAAGAGCGGUGUCUGGAGCUGCAACUGGAACUGCAUCGUUCCAAGAACCAGGCGGGUCGUAUACGUGAUAUGCUGCGUGAAAAGCUAACGGAGCUGGAACAGCGCGUCAUCGAAGCGGAAGAACGCGCCGAGGAAGCCGAAGAUAAGGUGCGUGCUAUGGAACAACGGCUGAGUGAGUGGCCCAAACCACCGCCACCUCAACAGCAGCCAGCCCAGCAGCACCAGCAGCAGCACUCGCAUCAGCAUCCACAUCCCCAGGAGCAACCGCGGAGUAACAGUUCACCCAGCCAUCAAGUGGGAUUGCCGGCAACUGGAGGCGGAGGAGGAUCGGGAGUAGCCACACCGCCCAUCCAAGAGGCAGAGAAGACCAUCACAUCGCUGGAGAUUCAGGUGGAGGAGCAGCGACAGCUAAGACUUCACGACGCCCGGCAGAUCGAAGCCAAGGCGGCCAAGAUUAAGGAGUGGGUGAACAACAAGCUACGCGACCUCGAGGAGCAGAACCAACUGCUACGCGAGCAGAACAUCAAGUGCAACCAGCAGCUGGAGCUCCUGAAGAAUCACAUCGCCAACCAGUCGCAGCGCCACAGCAUCGUCGGCCCGGUACGGAAUAGCCUGAGCUUGGACGUGCAGGACUUUACGGGAGGCAGUGGUUCCAAUCCCGAGCACCGGCGACGCAGCGAGAGUCUCGAUCCCCAGGAGAUCAUCGGAAGACCGCUAACCAGUUCAUAUCCCCAUCACCAGCACCGACGGAAUCUAUCGAUGGAGCCACAGGAGCUGGAACGCAACCUGGUGGCCGCCGUCGAUGGCCUCACCCUGGCACCGCUUUCGAGCAUUUCCAGCAAGGCGCCCGGCUCGGUGGCAUCCUCGGGCGCCCGGCCCGACAGCUCCGACACGGACACGGCCCACGACUAUGCGGAGAUCUAUACGCCCUCCUGCGAGAAGCUGCCCGCCUGGAUGAAGAACAAUCCGGCCCUGAUGGCCAGUGGCGGGAACUCCAGCACUACCACCACGACCACCAGCGAACUGGGCGUGCCGCGUCCGCCCACCCCGCCGCUGCAUCGCUUUCCCAGCUGGGAGGCCAAGAUCUACCAGGUGGCCAACGAUGGCCUGGCCGGCACGGGAGGCACCAGCACCGCGGAGAGCACCACCAGCCAGGAGCCGGACAUUCAAGAGGGCACCACCGGCGUGGGCGGAGAAGGAGCUGCCGUGACUAGCACCGGCACGAGUCUGUCCAAUGGCAGGCGACAUGGUCACAAUACCGGAGACGGACACGGCACACUGGGCAGUACGCCGGGUACACCAUUGCCGCCAUCGCGGCAGCAACAAACCGCCAGCGGCGGCUUCUGUGAUAUAUCCGUGCCCGUGUAUGCCACGGUCAAGGGUCGAGCCUCCCAGAUCCGGUCGAUGCCCUUCACCGGCGACUCCAGUGACGACUCUAGCGACGGCGAGGACCAUGCCGUCAUGCUCACCCAUCACUCGCACAACUCCUCCAGCACGGACAACACGGAGACCUCGACAUCGGGCAGCGCCUCGAGUCCCUCGAAGAGCCUGAAGACCUCCUCCAGCCUGAGUCCGGCCAAGCGGAGUGGCUCGGAGAGUCCCAAGAACGCCAAGGCGCGUGUCCAACUCCAACCACGCACAUCCAUCACUCACACCAGCCAGCAUCUCCAACCGCACUCGCUUCCGCACCAUCACCUCCACCACCACCACCAUCACCAUACUCUGCCCCAUAAUAACCACCACAACCUCAACCACAAUCACAACCACAACCACCCGUUCCAAGGGGCCCAGACGACGCUGGUGACGCCAUCGAAUGGCCAGAAUACGCUGCCACGCCCUCGCACGCCCACAAGGCGCAACCAGGCCCCCCUCUUGCCCAACCACCCAGCCCCCCUCCUGCAGCACAUGCGUGGCACAGUAAUUUCAGAUCUCUCCUUUGAAUCAGGACUCUCGGACGACUACGCCCUGCCCCCGGACGCCGUCUCCGAGUCGACCUGCAUGGACGCCUCCAUGCCCUCGCUCCUGAUGCGCCAAUCCUACGUGGACUCGCCCAGCAAGAAGAUCGAGUCCCUGGAGAAGAUGGGCCACCUAGCCAAGCUCGGUGGCAAGCUGAAGACCUGGCGCAAGCGUUGGUUCGUUUUGAAGAAUGGAUCGCUGAACUACUGGAAGAGCCAGCACGACGUGCAGCGGAAGCCCCAGGGCCAGAUCCAGCUGGACGAGGCCUGUCGCAUCAACCGGGCGGAGGGAGCCUCCACCUUCGAGAUCGACACCGGGAAGAAGGUCUACUACCUCACGGCCGACUCGCACGCCACCAUGGACGACUGGAUCCGGGUGCUGCAGAACGUCCAGCGGAGGAAUGCCACCAAGCUCCUAUUGAGCCGCGACGACCAGAAGCCCACAGUGCAGGGAUGGGUCACCAAGGUGAAGAACGGCCAUGCCAAGAAGUGCUGGUGUGUUCUCCUUGGGAAGAUGUUCCUCUAUUUCAAGGCCCCAGCCGAAACGAAUCCCCUGGGACAGAUAAACAUGCGGGAUGCUCGAGUGGAGGAGGUGGAGCAUGUUUCCGAUUCGGAUUCCGAGGAGCGCGAAGAUGCUGCCCAGGAUCAGGCCCGCUUAACAGUGGCCAUCUAUCCGGCCCACCAGGGACCGACCUAUCUGAUCCUGUCCGGCAAACCGGAAAGGGAUAACUGGCUCUACCAUCUCACGGUGGUCUCCGGUGGUGGUCCCAGUGCUGGCACCCAGUACGAGCAGCUCGUUCAGAAGCUCAUGGAAACUGACGGCGAUCCAAACUGCGUGCUGUGGCGUCAUCCGAUACUAUUGCACACCAAGGACACCAUCACGGCACCGCUAUCGUCGAUGCACACGGAAACCAUGCAGCCGGAGGCCAUCAAGCUCUUCAAGAGCAUCCAGUUGUUCAUGUCGGUGGCUGUGAAUCAGCCAGGCAUCGACUAUCAUGUUGUCCUGGCCCAGAACGCCCUGCAGCACGCCCUGGACAUGCCUGAGCUACAAACGGAGAUGAUCUGCAUCCUGAUCAAGCAGACCUCCCGGCACAUGGGUCAGAAGCUCAGUGUCGGCGUCCAGGUAAACAAGAAGCUGGGCAAGCAAACGCGCCAACUACUGUUGUGCGCCACCCAAAGCCUGUUCACCUGUGAUACCCAACAGGCGGGCCACGCCCAAGCCAACGGCAGUUCGCCCACCUCCAUACAGGCUCCAGCUGCCACGCCCAUUAUCGACUGCAAAAGCAACCCGCCCGCCUACAGUUUCGUCCAGGGCUGGCAGCUCCUGGCCCUGGCCGUGUCCCUAUUCGUUCCCCGUUCGAGCCGACUGCUCUGGUACCUCAAGCUCCACUUGUCCCGGAAUGCCGACAGUAAGACGGAAACGGGCAAGUAUGCCGCCUACUGCGAGAGAGCUCUGGAGAGGACAUUGAAGAACGGUGGCCGGGAGACGAAGCCCUCGCGAAUGGAGGUGCUCUCCAUAUUGCUCAAGAAUCCCUAUCACCAUUCACUGCCACAUGCGAUUCCGGUGCACAUGAUGAACUCCACCUACCAGGUGGUUUCCUUUGAUGGUUCCACAACGAUUGAGGAAUUCCAGGCCACCUUGGCCCACGAACUGGGCACGAGAGAUGCCACCAACGGCUUCUGCCUGUUCAGCGAUGAUCCCAUCGAGAAGGAUCUGGAGCAUUAUCUGGAGCCGCUGGCCAAGCUGUGCGAUGUGAUCAGCAAGUGGGAGACGGCGCUUAGGGAGAAGGGAUCUGGAAAGUUCGAGAACUCCAGGGUCAUCCAGUUGAGCUACAAGAACCGGCUCUACUGGAAGCACACCAUCAAGUGUGAGACGGACAAGGAGCGGCUGUUACUGUGCUACCAGACCAAUGCCCAGAUCGUCCAGGGACGCUUCCCCCUCUCCAGGGAACUGGCCCUGGAGCUGGCCUCCCUAAUGUCGCAGAUCGAUAUGGGUGACUAUUCGCUGGAGAAGUCACGGGACGUGGGCGUGGGCCUCAAGGGACUGGACAAGUUCUAUCCGUACCGCUAUCGGGAUGCCCUGGGCGCCGAGCAGCUGAAGGAUGUCCAGGAACUGCUGGUGUCCAAGUGGAUGCUGCUCAAGGGACGCUCCACGCUGGACUGUGUGCGCAUUUACCUGACCUGCUGCCGGAAGUGGCCGUACUUCGGAGCCUGCCUGUUCCAGGCCAAGCCGCGCCAAAGCGAGACAUCCUCUGCUGGGUCCUCGCCAGUCGCCUGGCUGGCUGUGGCCGAGGAUGCGCUAAAUGUUCUGGAGCUGUCGACCAUGGCGCCGGUGGCGCGGUAUCCCUACAGCUCGGUGAUGACGUUCGGCGGCUGUCAGGAUGACUUUAUGCUGGUGGUGUCGCACGACGAUGGCGGCGGCUGCGAGCAGAAGCUCCUGUUCGCCAUGAGCAAGCCCAAGAUCCUGGAAAUCACCCUGCUCAUCGCGGACUACAUGAACGCCCUGGGGCACACGGUGCCGGGCACACCGCAAAUGAACUCCCUGACCCGGAACGGAUCGCAUCGCUCGCUGCGGACCUCCCAGCGCCCGACGACGGCCGGCGGCGGCAGCGGAGCCACAGUGGCCGGGGGUGUGGGCACCGGAUUCUCCACCAAUGCCACCACCACUGCCCACAACACCCUCAACUCGCACGCAACGCACACGUUGAAUUCGAAUCACUCGCACACUCUGAGCAGCUCCCACCAUGCUGGCGGCGGUGGCAGUCAGCCCGGCACCCUGAGCUCCGGCCACCAUCAUCCGCACCACCUCCACCACCAUCAGCAGCAGCAGCAGCACCACCACCAGCCGGAUAUACUGAAGAGUACGCCGGACCAUCAGCGGAUCAAAUAGAAAACAAACGCCCCCAUGCCCAUUGUACAUAGCCUCAGAAAACAAAUGAAAAGGAUCAUACAUAUAAACGACUAAAAACGGAUACAUAUGCACCAGCCUAGCGGCAACAAAUAUACACCUAACAUUAGAUGGAUAUAUAUAUAUAUAUAGAGAACAGUUAGAGAACGGCAAGGAUCUAUGGGAGAAGGAUAUUAUGGAUAAAUAGCUUAAAAGGCCCGGGGUUGGGAAACUACUCUCUUCUCCUUGCGCAGAGAAAACUAUGCAACUUACUAACAGUUAUUUCCUAAGCUAAUAACGGUACUCGUACUCUAAACAUAAAUUGUAAAACCAAGCAUGGAUAUACUAUAUAUAUGAAUAUAUAUAUUAUAUUAUUAAUUAUUUUUUUUUAAUAGUCCUAAGCACUAUUUAAGCUUACCCCGCAAGAGAGGUAACUUAAAAAUGAAAAACUGUAAACAGAAUCUCUAAUCUCAAUGUUCAGAAUCUUUUUUUUUUUUGCGUUAUAUUAUAAUUAUUGUUUUUUUUUUUUUAAUACUAAAACUAUAAUAGAAAUCUUUGAUGCUUUGUAAUGGAAUCUCAAUUUGUAAUUUGUAAUUGUCCCUCCAUGCGCGAAAACUGCCUUUUUAAAUUUGUAGAUGUCGGAGCCAAGAACGAGAAACAAAGAAAUCAAGCCAAAAAAAAACCCAAAACAAAACAAUUAGAAUUAGCUGAAAACCAAUUGAGAAACAACAAAUAUUUUGUAAUGAAUUUUUGCAAGAAUCUAAUAGCAAGGAUAGUAGAACAUCAACCAAAAGCAUCUCCAUCUAAAAGAAGAAAAAACAUCUAGCUAUUUACAAAUGCAUAUAGUAUCUAUCCCGAUCUGGUUUCCGCUUUCAGCAGCGUUUUUU